Molecule: messenger RNA, 22115 nt
Organism: Styela clava
Lineage: Eukaryota; Metazoa; Chordata; Ascidiacea; Stolidobranchia; Styelidae
Source: RefSeq, a predicted model, not a curated record
ACUGAAUGGAGUCAGUGGUCUACUUGCUCAGCUACAUGUGGCGGAGGAGUCCGAGAAAGAAUUCGUGAUUGUUCUUAUGGAACAUUCGAAGAUUUUGGGUGCAUUGCUGACGAGAGAGAAGAAGAAACAUGCAAUGAUUAUGAAUGUCGAUCAUGGACACCAUGGAGCUUUGUUGGCCUGUGCAGCGUAACAUGCAACAUUGGUACCAGGACACGUUUUAGGCUUUGUGUAGGCGGCGAGCCGGGACAACGUGGAUGUGAAGGACUAGAUCAGGAUAUGGUUUCCUGUAAUGAAGGUUCAUGUCCAAGUUGGACACCGUGGGGAUCGUGGGUUGAAUGUUCAGCUACUUGUGACGGAGGUUACCAGGAACGAACCAGAGCUUGUAUUAACGGUGACAUUGGAGAUCCUGGAUGUAAUGACGAAGAAUCAGAGCUUAGAGAAUGCAAUGUUGAAAAAUGUGAACAACCAGUUGAACUUGAGUGUGAUAUGUUGGAUUUGGCUCUCAUAAUUGAUUCCAGUAGCAGCAUCAAAGCUGAUAACUUUGAGAUUGUUCGUCGUUUCUUGAGACAAAUUGUUCGACGACUUACUAUUGGGGAAGAACAUACUAGACUUGCUGCUCUGCGUUAUAACAGAGACGUUGAUCUUUUGUUCAACUUUGCUGAUAGACUGGACACUGAUCAAGCGCUACGAGAAAUUUCAAAUAUGAGAUAUGAUGGCAGUGGUACAUUCACUGGCCAGGCUUUAGAAUAUGCUGCUACAAAUAUAUUUGGUAAUACGGAACAAAACAGAGAGGGUGUGCCUGAUUUAGCUAUUGUACUCACUGAUGGAAAAGCCCAAGACUUCCCAGAGACAUCCGUGAAGCAACUCAAAGAUCUUGGUGUGAAGGUUGUUGUCAUUGGUGUAACUGAUCAAAUUGUAGAAUCGGAAUUGAAUGCCAUUGCUACUGAUCCAGAUUCCGAGAACGUACUUCUUGUUGGUGAUUUCUCAGCAUUGCUUGAAGUUGUGGCGGAAGUAACCAGAUUUGCCUGCAGAAAAGCUGACUGGAGCGCCUGGACUUUAUAUUCUGCGUGCGAUGUAACUUGUGGUAGAGGUCGUCAAGUUAGAACACGGGUUUGCACUGACGGGUUUGCCAUUCUUAAUGAAUGCGUUGGCAUCGACUUUGAAGCUAAAGCUUGCAAUGCAGGACCGUGCCCCAGAUGGUCUGAGUGGUCAUUUGAAGGACCUUGUCCAGUUACAUGCGGUGGUGGAAUUAUCACACGCACAAGAAUGUGCAUGUUUGGUGCCACCGGUGUUCUUGGAUGUGAAGGAGAAGAAACAGCUACAGAAGUAUGCGCUACCGAGGAAUGUCCAAGAUGGGAUGAAUGGAGUUUCUGGACCGAAUGUGAUUCCUCUUGUGGUGGAGGUUCUCAAUCUCGAAGCAGAUUCUGUAUCGGCGGCGAAGCCGGUAUAAGAGGAUGUUACGGACCACGACUGUCUUCCAGACUUUGCAACGCCGAGCCGUGUAGCAGAUGGCUGGAAUGGUCAUUAUGGAGCAUUUGCACCAGAGAUUGUGAUGGCGGUAUUAGAACACGAAGCAGAAUUUGUCUACAUGGUGUACCUGGGGAUGUUAACUGCUUCGGAGAUGAUUAUCAAACGCAAGGAUGCAAUUCUGUGCCGUGCACCAAAAUGUCAAUGUGGGCAUCAUGGGGAUCUUGUUCAGCUACUUGUGGAGGAGGAAUCUCCAGAAGAACUAGAUUCUGUAUUGGAGGAGAAAUUGGAGAUCCGGGAUGCACUGCUCGAGAAUACGAAGAUCGUGCAUGCAAUGAUGAGGCCUGUCCGUCAUGGUCAUUCUGGGCAUCCUGGUCAUCAUGUACUGUUGAAUGCGGGGAAGGUACACGAACUAGAACUAGAAUAUGUCUCAAUGGCGAACCUGGAGGAUCUGGAUGUGAAGGUUCAGAACAAGACGUUGGAAUUUGCGCCGGAAACCAAUGCUCGACCUGGGGAACAUGGUCAAGAUCUUGGUCUGAAUGUUCAGCAACAUGUGGAGGUGGUAUACAAUACCAACGCAGAAGAUGUAUUGAUGGAAUUCGAGGUGACGCCGGGUGUCCUGGGGAUGAUCGCAGGACCCAGGAAUGCCAGAAUCAGGACUGUCCAAUGUGGAGUCCCUGGCAAGCAUGGUCUCUCUGCAGUUCAGAAUGUGGGCUCGGUGUCAGGACUCACACUCGUGUUUGCUUGAAUGGAGAUAUCGGCAUGGACGGAUGCGUUGGCAUAACUGUCGAAGAAAAACCAUGUAACAGAAAGAGUUGUGCUUACUGGUCACCUUGGGGUAUUUGGUCUGCCUGUACUGCGACCUGUGGUGGUGGAAUUAGAGUUCAUUCGAGAAUAUGCAUCAAUGGAGAGCCAGGCGAUGAAGGUUGCGAAGGAUCACCUGAUGCUCAAGAAGCUUGUGAAACCGAUGAUUGUGAAUUCUGGGGAGAUUGGUCGCCAUGGAGUCCCUGUAGUGCAACAUGCGAUGGUGGUAGCAGAACACAUGCAAGAGAAUGUAUUGGAGGUACUGAGGGAAUGAGAGGUUGUACUGGAAGUGGAGUUGAAACACAAUAUUGUAAUGGGGAUGCCUGUCCUUACUUUUCUGACUGGUCUGUCUGGGGAGGUUGUUCUGCAUUAUGUGGAGGCGGAAUAGAACGUCGAUCUCGUAUAUGUGUUAAUAGUAACCAAGGUAUGGUUGGAUGCGAAGGACUUUUGACUGAAACAAGAGACUGUAACGAGGAGAAUUGCCCGGAAUGGGGACCAUGGGAAUCAUGGGCGGUAUGUAGUGCCUCAUGUGGUCAGGGGUCCACAAGAAGAAUCCGAGUAUGCAUUGGCGGAAAUUGUGUUGGGCCAUCGUCAGAACGAAGAUCGUGCAAUGUUAGAGACUGUCCGGACUGGUCAGAAUGGGGCGAAUUCUCUGAAUGUAGUGCUUCCUGUAACGGUGGAACGGCAACUCGAGUAAGAAUUUGCUUGCCGGAUGGUGAAGGAUGUCCUGGAAGCGCAGUUGACGAAGUCGUAUGUAAUGAAGAGCCUUGUGCUGAAUGGUCAAAAUGGAGAAGAUGGUCAAGCUGUUCAGCUACAUGUGGCGGAGGAUCAAGAACAAGAACUCGUGUUUGUAUAAACAGUGGCGAUAGAAUAACUUGUGACGGAAUUGCAUCACAAACGGAAGAUUGCAAUGAAAAGGCCUGUCCUUCUUUCAGCAAUUGGAGCAGCUGGAGUUCAUGUUCUGAAUCAUGUGGUGGGGGAAUAAGAAGACAAUCUCGUACUUGUAAUAAUGGAUACUUCGGAGAGCCUGGUUGUAUCGGCGAUGAAUACAGAGACGAAGCUUGUAAUGAAAUGCCGUGUCCAUUCUGGUCUGAAUGGAGUGAAUAUUCAGCAUGCAGUGCAACUUGUGGUCAAGGAUCUCGAACACGGUACCGAACUUGCAACAAUGGACUUCCAGGCGAAAGAGGAUGUAUCGGCAGUCCAUUGGAAGAACAUGCUUGCUCAGAUUCUGUAUGCGCUUUUUGGGCUGCUUGGUCAUCUUGGUCUCAAUGUAGUUCUCCUUGUGGUGGUGGAGAAAUGAACAGAACAAGGAUCUGUGUCAACGGCGAGGUUGGAUCGCCCGGAUGCAGAGGUGCAGGACCUGUAGCGGUUAGACGUUGUAAUGUCGAUGAUUGUCCACGAUGGUCUGAUUGGUCAGAUUGGGGAAUCUGCAGUAGACAAUGUGGUUUUGGUCUUCAAUCUCGUGAACGAUCUUGCAUCGGUGGCGAAGCUGGUUUCUUUGGAUGCUUCGGACUUCCAGAAGAUAGAAGACGAUGUAGAGGAAAUAUAUGUGCUGAUUGGUCAGAAUGGGGUGAAUGGUCAAGAUGUAGUGUCACAUGUGGAUAUGGUACAAGGACACAUUUCAGAGCAUGUAACGGUGGAAGACCAGGAGAUCGUGGAUGUGAAGGAGCUGAAUCAGAGGAAAGUCUGUGCUUCGGUUCGAUUUGCCCCCAUCUGUCUGAAUGGACACCCUGGUCUGAAUGUGAUAAACUUUGUGAUGGUGGCCAAACUCGUCGUACAAGAGUUUGCGUCAAUGGUGGACCUGAGGAUAUCGAGUGCGAAGGUGAUCUUAUUCAAUCAGCUCCAUGUAACUCAGAUCCUUGUCCCUCUUGGGCUCCUUGGCAGGGUUGGUCGUCUUGUUCUGAAUCUUGUGGGGGUGGAGUUUACCAACGAGAAAGAAUUUGUAUAAAUGGUAACAUUGGCGAUCGUGGAUGUGCCGGAACAAGAGUACAAAUGGCUUUCUGUAAUGCACAAGCUUGUCCUUACUACUCAGUAUGGGGAGAAUGGGGUGCCUGUUCUCGAUCAUGCGGAGGUGGUGUCCGUGUACACAGAAGAACUUGUCUCAAUGGAAAUGAAGGAGAUUGUGAAGGACCAUCCAUUGAAGAAAUGCUUUGCAACGAACAAGCAUGUCCAAACUGGGCCGAGUGGGGUGAUUGGUCAACAUGUUCAAAUACUUGCGGUGGAGGUCUUGCAAGACGAGUGCGUACAUGUUUCAAUGGAUUCCAAGGAGAUGCUGGAUGUGAUGGUGAUUUCUUACAACAGCGUGAAUGCAAUGCAGAGUCAUGCCCAUACUGGUCUGUCUACACUGAAUGGACAGCUUGCACGGCAAGAUGUGGUGGAGGCGAAACAACACGCACAAGAACUUGUAUCAACGGUGCACCUGGCGAUGUUGGAUGCAGGGGACCUACUGUUAUGAGAUCGACUUGCAACCCAGAACCUUGCCCAGCCUGGUCAGAAUGGGCUUCAUGGGGGCUGUGUUCUAUGACAUGCUCUGGUGGAACUAGACGAAGAUACAGAUACUGCAAUCACGGUGUUGCUGGCGAAUUUGGAUGUGAAGAGGGUGAAACAAGUGAGAUAGGAGCCUGCAAUGUUGACACGGUUUGUCCAACAUGGUCUGAAUGGUCCGACUAUAGUGAUUGUUCUGCAUUGUGUGGAGGUGGAGUGCAAACACAUGAGAGAAUUUGCAUCAACGGCAUUGUUGGUAUGAAGGGAUGUGUAGGCCCAACAACAGAAGAAAGAUAUUGCAACGGAGAGCCAUGUUCCUACUGGUCAUCAUGGUCAGGUUGGCGAGUUUGUUCUGCUACUUGUGAUGGAGGUUUCCAGACCCGUAUAAGAACUUGUAUUAAUGGCGAUGCUGGUGAUGUGGGAUGUACAGGACAGUCCAGUGAACCUAGAGGCUGCAACUCGAAUCCUUGUCCUGAAUGGAGUCAGUGGUCCGAAUCAUCGGAAUGCAGUGCAUCAUGCGGAACAGGCCGAAUCACACGAACACGUAUUUGUAUGGGUGGGGUUCCAGGAGAUAUUGGAUGUGAAGGAAGAGCAACUGAAUCUGAUAUCUGCAACAUCCGAGAUUGUCCGAGAUACAGUGAAUGGACAGAAUGGACCUUCUGUUCAGUAUCAUGUGGUAAAGGACAGCGAUCACAUUCACGAGUCUGCCUUGACAGUCAGGGAGAUCCAGCUGAGGGAUGUUCUGGUCGUGCAUUAGAAAUUGUGUCUUGCAUCCAAGGAGCUUGUCCAUUCUGGUCAGAUUGGACAACUUGGACAAGUUGCGAAGGUGCUUGUGGAACGAGAAACCUAAGAUCGAGAUCUAGAGUUUGCAUUAAUGGCAUCAAUGGGGAAGAAGGAUGUCUUGGCCCCGACAUGAAUGAAGAAGUCUGUGCCGUUACCGAAUGUCCAUUCUGGGGAGAGUGGUCAAUAUGGUCAGAAUGCUCUAAUACUUGUGGAGGAGGACGUAGAACUCAUUCGAGAGAAUGCAUCAACGGAAAUCCUGGAGACUUUGGAUGCCAAGGUGCACAAACUGAACAGAGCCAUUGUGGAGCAAACCCAUGCCCAUAUGUUACCAACUGGUCAAGCUGGGGAGCCUGCUCUGUUAGUUGUGGUGGUGGCGUGAGACGUAGCCGAAGAGUUUGCUUGAACGGAAACCCAAUCACUGGAUGUGAUGCACCUCUAGAUAGAAGCGAAGAGUGCAAUGAAUUUGAAUGUCCCAGAUUGGAUGAGUGGAGUCCAUGGUCAGCAUGCACCAGAACGUGUGAUGGGGGAGUCAGUAUCAGGACGCGAGAAUGUCUCGGACCAGACGGAACAUAUUGCGAUGAAGACCUCAGAGAUGAAAGAAGCUGCAGCAGUAGCCCUUGUGAAAGGUGGGGAUCGUGGUCUUCAUGGAGUUCUUGUGAUGCAACAUGUGGCCUUGGAGUCAGAAUACAAGACAGAGAUUGUAUCGGAGGAAAUCCAGGAGAUCCGGGUUGUCUCGGCUCAAGUAUCAAUGAGGAAGCAUGUGCUGUUGGAAGUUGUGCUUAUUGGACACCCUGGACUCCGUUUACUGCUUGUGGAGCCACUUGUGGUGGAUCAACACGUCAGAGAAGACGACAAUGUAUCAACGGUGAUAUGGGAGAUGAAGGCUGUGAGGGAGAUAACUCGGAGACUACUCCUUGCGGAUUCGAUGAUUGUCCAUUCUGGUCCGACUGGUCUGACUGGUCACAAUGUACGCAAUCAUGCGAUGGAGGACUCCAAUCUAGAAACAGAGUUUGCAUCAAUGGAGAUCAAGGACAGAUUGGAUGCGGGGGAUCUGACACUGAUGAAAGAUUCUGCAACGGAGACGCUUGUCCAUUCUGGUCUGAAUGGAGUCAAUACAGUUCUUGCUCAGUGACAUGUGGCGGAGGAUCUAGAGUAAAAGCUCGUGUUUGUGUUUAUGGAAAAGCUGGAUCAGCUGGUUGCAUUGGUGUCGAAGAAGAAGACGAGCUAUGCAAUCUAGAGGAUUGUCCCGUUUGGACACUAUGGACAACAUGGUCGUCUUGCAGCUUGACAUGUGGAGGCGGAGUUACCAGGCGAAGCAGAAAAUGCGAAUAUGGAUUCAUGGGACAAAUCGGUUGCCUGGGAGGUGAUGACCAAAUGGAAGACUGUAACGAACAACCCUGUCCAACUCUUAGCGAUUGGUCAGAAUAUUCACAAUGCAGCAGCACAUGCGGACGGGGUGAGCGUAUAAGAAGUCGAAUUUGCAUUGGUGGUUCUUUUGGACAAAUUGGAUGUAUUGGACCAGAGACAGACAUUUCAGAAUGCAUUGAAGGAAAUUGUGCGUUCUUCACUGAUUGGUCACCUUGGACUGACUGCAGUGCAACUUGUGGUGUUGCUACAAGAAGUCACAUACGAACAUGCAGAAAUGGACUUCAAGGAGAUCCGGGUUGUGAAGGAGAGACGAGAGAAGAAGAAAUAUGUGAAUUACUUGGUUGUCCAUUCUGGUCAAGGUGGACUAACUGGGGCGAAUGCAGUGUACCAUGUGGUGGAGGAAUCCGAUCUCACUCCAGAGUAUGCGUUGAUGGUAAUAUUGGUGAUGUCGGAUGCGAAGGACCCGCAUUUGAAGAAGACUUCUGCAACGGAUAUGCAUGUCCAUACCACUCAGAAUGGGGUCCAUACGGCCCUUGUUCGGCAUCAUGCGAUGGCGGCGUUCGAUCUAGAUCAAGAGCUUGUUUGAAUGAAAUGGCGGAUCAAGGUUUGACUUGCGAAGGAGACCUUUCACAAAUUGAAGUUUGCAACAGUGAUCAAUGUGCUUUCUGGGAAAAUUGGUCUUCUUGGGGUGAUUGUAGUGCAGAAUGCGGUUCUGGAUACAGAUCAAGAUCUAGAGUGUGUAAUGGUGGACAAGCAGGAGAACCAGGUUGCCGUGGGAAACGUGUCGAUGAGGAGAUUUGUAAUCUCCAGCCCUGUCCAAAAUGGGAUAACUGGACAAGUUGGGGAAGUUGCAGUGUAUCAUGUGGCCGGGGUUUAAGAAGUAGAUUCAGAGCAUGUGAUGGAGGUGAUGCUGGUACAUUGGGUUGUAGAGGAGAUACAGAACAAAUCGAAUCAUGCGUCACAGGAUUCUGUUCUUACUAUGAUGAAUGGAGUGUCUGGCGUGCAUGCAGUCAAACUUGCGGCGGAGGUGUAAGAGAAAGGACUAGAAAUUGUAUUGGCACAGGACUCACCAGAUGUGUUGGACCAAAUGUCGAUAGACAGAACUGCAACUCCAACCCAUGUCCAGAAUGGCAAGACUGGACUGAAUGGACAGAUUGUUCUACAACAUGUGGUGGUGGACUCCGCUCCAGAGACCGAAUUUGCAUAGGUGGAAUACCAGGCAUGGUUGGUUGUGAAGGAGAACCUAGAGAAGAAGAUUUCUGUAAUGGACAGGCAUGCUCAUAUUGGUCAUCCUGGGGACCGUUUGGUGAUUGCUCAGCGACAUGUGGUGUAGGAAGACAAACCAAAACUAGAAGAUGUAUUUCUCCACUCGGACUUGAAGGAUUCUGUUCUGGUGAUCCACGAGUAUCUAUCGACUGCAAUGUCCAUCCAUGCCCAUCUUGGUCAUUAUGGGAGGAAUGGUCUAUCUGUAGUGUGUCGUGCGGUUCCGGAUUCCGAUACAGAGAACGGUUCUGUAACGACGGACAUGCGGGAGAUGUUGGUUGUGAGGGUGCCAGACGACAAGAUAGCGAUUGUAACAGUCAACAAUGUGUAUUCUGGAACAUUUGGUCACAAUGGAGUGAAUGUAGCGUUGAUUGUGGACAAGGUGUUCGCACUCGAUUCAGAUCUUGUGCAAAUGGUGAAAUUGGCGAACCUGGCUGCAAGGGAGAUAGUGAGCAAGAAGACUCUUGUACCAGAGGAAACUGCCCGUUCUGGAGCAACUGGAGAACUUGGUCUGGUUGUAGUGAGACCUGUGGUGGAGGAGAACGUACAAGAUCUAGAAGAUGUAUUAAUGGUGUUGCUGGAGAAGAAGGCUGCACAGGAGAUUUCCAAGAAACUGAUAUUUGUAAUAUUGAGGACUGUCCAUUCUGGGCUCAAUGGGGCGAAUUUACUGCAUGCUCAGUCAGUUGUGGUGGAGGAAUCCGCCGUCACACAAGAGUUUGUAUAAAUGGGGAUCCCGGCGAUUUUGGUUGCGGGGGAUCAAAUUCUGAAGAACAAUACUGUAAUGGUCAUUCAUGUCCAUACAUAUCGGCCUGGUCUGCCUAUGGCGCUUGCUCAGUCACCUGUGGUGGUGGAGUUCACCAGAGAAGCAGAAAAUGCGUCAAUGGUGAUUUUGGCAAUGUAGGAUGUAUUGGCGAGGAAUUUGACUUCGGAGAUUGCAACGAACAGUCUUGCCCGCAAUGGAGAGAAUGGACUGAAUGGUCUGUAUGUGAUAGACGAUGUGGUGGAGGCUCAAGAGAAAGAAGAAGAACUUGUGCUAAUGGCAAACCUGGUGAAGUUGGUUGUGAAGGCAGAGUUAUGCAAAGUGAAAUUUGUAACGUUGAGCCAUGUCCUGGAUGGACCGAAUGGGAAUCUUGGUCUGGAUGCAGUGUACGAUGUGGAGGCGGCAUCAGAACAAGAGUACGAGUAUGCGCCGGAGACGCUGACUACUGUCUUGGACCAGACACUAUUGAACAAUCAUGCAACCCAAGGAUCUGUCCAUCUUGGGCAUCUUGGCAGUCAUGGUCAGAAUGUUCUUCAUCCUGCGGUGGCGGUAUUGCAACACGAACAAGAGUUUGCCUCAACUCUUUACAGGGAGAAUUCAACUGUGAUGGUGACACCGACGAGAUAAUACCAUGCAAUUCUGAUGCUUGUCCAGGCUGGAGUCUCUGGGAAUCAUGGAGCGAAUGUACUCGCACAUGUGGCGGUGGAUCUCAAGCCCAAACAAGAGAAUGUAUUAAUGGUCGUGUCGGAGUUGACUGCCGUGGCGCCAGACAGAGAACGCAAGAAUGUAAUUCUGAUGAUUGUGCCGUUUGGUUGCAAUGGGGAAUAUGGAGCUCUUGCUCGGCCUCGUGCGGUAAAGGCACAAGAACAAGAUCCCGAAUUUGUUCACGAAUGGACAAUGGUGAUUUCAUGUGCGAAGGCCCUGCUAGCGAGGAAGUCAUGUGCAUAGAAGGAAACUGUCCAUACUUGACCGAAUGGACAAACUGGAGUGACUGUGAUGUAACUUGCGGUUCGGGUACCAGGCGACGAGAUAGAGUUUGUGUUAAUGGAGUCUUGGGCGAACCAGGAUGUGAUGGACCUGACGCAGAUUUUGAAGAUUGUGCAUUCAAUGGCUGCCCAACAUGGACCAGUUGGACCCCAUGGGGUCUCUGCAGUAAUGAAUGUGGUGGUGGAGUUAGAUCAAGAUCAAGAGUAUGUAUGGCCGAUGGUGAAGAAGCACCUGAUGGCUGUAGAGGAAUUGACACUAUGGGAGAACUCUGUAACCAACAGCUCUGUCCAAGAUGGUCUGAAUGGUCUGAUUUUGGUACCUGCAGUGCAACAUGCGAUGGUGGCCAAAGGAUACGAUACAGAACAUGUAUUAAUGGCUUACCAGGAGUGGGUUGCCCUGGACGUCCUACGUCAACUGAAAGUUGCAGCGAAGAUCUUUGUCCAACAUGGACAUCAUGGACAGAAUGGUCGGCAUGCAGUGUGUCUUGUAACGGUGGUAUCCAUGUCCGAACUAGACAAUGUAGUGGUGGAGAUCCAGGAGUUUCAGGCUGUCUAGGAUCCACAAUUCAACAAAGAGCAUGUAACCUAAAUGGUUGUCCAUUCUGGUCUGUAUGGAGUGGAUACGGUGCUUGCAACGUUACCUGCGGAGGUGGUGAACGCUCCAGAAGACGCAUGUGUAUCAAUGGUGAACCAGGAAGUGAUGGUUGUUUCGGAUCAUCAACUGAUUCAGCUCUCUGUGACUUGCCACCAUGUGCCAGCUGGACACCAUGGGGACAAUAUCCAGAAUGUCCUGUUACCUGCGGCGGAUCACAACGUAUCAGAAGAAGAACAUGUGUUGGAGGUAUUGCAGGUGCUUUUGGAUGUGAAGGACCUUCUUCCAUGUCUAUAGAUUGUAAUAUAUUGCCAUGUCCAUCGUGGUCAUUAUGGGAAAAUUGGAGCGAGUGCUCAGCAGACUGUGGAAGUGGACGUCGAACUAGGCAGAGAAUUUGUCGGAAUGGUGCUGUAGGAGAUCGUGGUUGCACUGAGGGUGGAUUAGUUGAUUAUCAAACUUGUAAUGAAGAUCGCCCUUGCCCAAGUUGGUCAACAUGGGGAAGUUGGAGUUUCUGUAGUGCCAGCUGUGGACAGGGUUCCAGAUCAAGAGAACGUAUAUGUCUCAACAUUCUCGAUGAAGAUGAUUUCACUGAAUCUUAUUGUCCAGGAAGUCCUAUUGAUAUGGCAACAUGUGUUGAAGGGUUUUGCCCGUUCUACGCUGAGUGGGGAACAUGGUCUGAGUGUACUCAAUCAUGUGAUGGAGGCACAAGACAAAGAUUCAGAAAAUGUGUCAACGGUGAUGAAGGAGAUGAUGGAUGUUUGGAAUCAUCUACUGAAACACAGACUUGCAACAAUGAUGGUUGUCCUAUCUGGUCACAAUGGACUGAAUGGGCUUCAUGCACAGUUUCUUGCGGUGGAGGUAUCGCACUCAGAUCUCGAUCGUGUUUGACAUUUGACUCUGCUGGAAAUGAUCUAUGUCGAGGAUCUGGCACUGAUGAACAAUAUUGCAAUGGCGGAGCAUGCCCAUACCUGUCUGCUUGGUCGAGAUGGGGUCAAUGUAGUGCAAGAUGUGGCGGAGGAUUCCGAGUUUCAACCAGAUUCUGUAUCAAUGGUGAAGAAGGAGAAGAUGGUUGCUUUGGAUUGCUGACAAGAGAAGAAGCAUGCAAUGAACAGGCCUGCCCCAUAUGGAAUGCCUGGAAUGCAUGGUCUGAAUGUUCUAGCCCAUGUGGAGGUGGAGUGCGUAACAGGUUCAGAUCUUGUGUUGUUGAAGGCCUCAGUGCUGUAUACUGUGAUGGUCCAUCUGAAGACUCUCAGAUUUGUAACAACCAGGACUGUGUCACUUGGACUUUAUGGAGCUCCUGGACAGACUGUGACGUCACAUGUGGGAGAGGAAAUCGCGUAAGAUCACGAACAUGUGACAGGGAUGCUGAUGGUGAAUUCCUUUGCCCAGGAGAAUUCUAUGACUCAAGAAGUUGUAUUGAAGGACUUUGUCCAUACUGGGACGAAUGGACUAGCUGGACAGACUGCAGUACCACAUGUGCUGCAGGCGAAAGAACCAGAAUUCGUCGUUGCGUCAACGGUGAUGUGGGAGAAGAAGGAUGUGAAGGCAGUGAUUCAGAAUCUGGAGCAUGUAACGAAAAUGAGCUGUGUCCAUUCUGGACUGAAUGGAACAAUUGGAACAGAUGUAGCUUGCCGUGUGGUGGUGGAGUGAGAACACGAUCAAGAUUCUGUGAAAACGGACUACCUGGUGAUAUUGGAUGCUUCGGAAUUUCCAAUGAAAGGGAAAUGUGUAACAAUAGAGCGUGUCCAUUUAUGUCUCAAUGGGGAGCUUGGAGUCAAUGUGAUCGUACUUGCGGUGGAGGAAGUUACACAAGGACAAGAGUGUGUGUCAACGAAGGUGACGACACACUUUCAUGUGAAGGAACCACAACGCAAACUGCAGACUGUAACUCAAUGCAAUGUCCAAUCUGGGAAGAAUGGUCAGCAUGGUCAACAUGCAGCAGAUCGUGUGGAGGUGGACGAACACAGAGGUUCAGGACAUGCAGUUUUGGUCUUCCUGGUGAUGCUGGAUGCGACGGUGACUACUACGAAAUACAAAAUUGCAACAUUGAUCAAUGCGCACACUGGGCAACAUGGACCUUAUGGAGCAGAUGCAGUGUAUCUUGUGGUGUAGGCACAUACACUAGAGAAAGAAUUUGCUUGAAUGAAGAUGUUGAUCAGGGACGAACAUGCCCUGGAGACAGUCAAGAAACUGAUGCUUGCACCGCUGGAGAUUGUCCAUUCUGGUCCAAUUGGUCUGACUGGUCAGAUUGUAAUGCACCAUGCAAUGGUGGACUUCGCAAGAGAAAUAGGAACUGUGUGAAUGGGUAUGUUGGACAAGGUGGUUGUGUUGGACGAAGAGAGCAAUCUGAAGUCUGCAAUGACGAGGCAUGUCCAUCAUGGAGUGGGUGGUCAUCAUGGGGAAGUUGUUCUGAACCAUGUGGAUUAGGAAUAACUAUGCGCACACGUACCUGUAGUGGACCAUUUGGCUGUUCUGGCGACACCUCCGAAGAAAUGGAAUGCUUCAUCAGGGCAUGUGCUUCAUGGUCAUCAUGGGGCAGAUGGUCAAGAUGUUCAGAACGAUGUGAUGGAGGAAUUUCAACAAGAUCUAGAAUAUGCUUCAACUCUGGUGGUGACACAUCAGCUUGUGGUUCAGAAAGUGCUACUCAACAACAACCUUGCAAUAGCUUGCCAUGUGCAAGAUGGUCAGAUUGGUCUGAAUGGUCAGACUGUGAUGCUCAAUGUGAUGGAGGAUCACAAACCAGAUCACGAACUUGUAUUGGUGGCACUGUCGGUGAUAUUGGAUGUCGUGGACGAAGAAGACAGAGCAGAGGAUGCAAUGAAGGCGAAUGUACUCACUGGUCUGCAUGGAAUUCUUGGUCAAUCUGUGAUGUAGAAUGUGGACGAGGAACUAGAUCAAGAUCCAGAACUUGCAUUGAAGGAGUUUUUGGUAUAUGUGAAGGUGAAGCAGACGUGACAGAGUCUUGCUUUGUUGGUCAAUGUGCUUCUUGGAACGAUUGGGCACCAUGGACUUCUUGUUCUGCAUCAUGUGGCAGUGGAUCUAGAACUCGUAGACGAGGUUGCAUGAACGGAAUUGCUGGCGAGGAAGGAUGUGAAGGCGCUGACUCAAUGUCUGCAUCUUGCAACAAUCAACCUUGUCCAGCUUGGUCAUCAUGGUCCAACUAUACUGAAUGUUCUGAACCAUGUGGUGGUGGACUGAGACGACGAUCUAGAACAUGUAUAUCCGGAGAGAUUGGUGACUUUGGAUGUCAAGGAGCUGCAGUUCAACAGAACUUCUGCAACGGGAGAGCAUGUCCGUUCUUCUCAAGCUGGGGAGCAUGGAGAUCGUGCAGUGUGUCAUGCGGUGGGGGAUACCGUGUAAGAGAAAGAAUAUGCAUUAAUGGAUUCCAGGGACAAAUUGGGUGUGAUGAUCUGCUCUUCCAACAAGAAGAUUGCAAUAUGCAGAGUUGUCCUGCAUGGGGAAGUUGGACAGAUUGGGGAGUUUGCUCUGCUGAUUGUGAUGGCGGAUUUGAAACAAGAACUCGUAUCUGUAUUGGUGGAUAUGCUGGCCAAGAUGGAUGUAACGAGGGAACAACUAGACAACAAAGACCCUGUAAUUCUCAGGCAUGUGCCUUCUGGCAAGACUGGGUAUCUUGGUCAAGAUGUAGUGUAGAUUGUGGAGUCGGUCAAAGAACAAGAUCAAGAGUUUGUUUCGGUGGCGAACCAGGUUCUAGAGGUUGUAUUGGAUCUGCUACUGCGACUGAAGAAUGUACUCGUGGACAAUGUGCCUUCUGGGCUGAAUGGAGCAACUUUGGUGACUGCAGUGUAUCCUGCGGUGGAGGAGUUCAAUAUCGCAGCAGAAGAUGCAUCAACGGAGCUGCUGGUGGACCUGGAUGUCUGGGAUCAUCAAGUGAAAUAAUUGAAUGUGCAGAUGUGGACUGUCCAACAUGGAGCAGGUGGUCAGACUGGACAUCGUGUAGUGUAUCUUGUGCAGGAGGGUUAAGAUCAAGAACAAGAACUUGCACAGGAGCAGAUGGACCAGAAGCAUGUAAUGGAGAAUUCAGAGAAGAAGAAUUUUGCAAUGGAAACAGAUGUCCAGAAUGGUCUAAUUGGAGUAUAUGGGCAAAAUGCUCUGCAACUUGUGAUGGUGGAGUCACCUCCAGAACACGUAUUUGCGUCGGAGGAAGCGUUGGUGACUUGGGUUGUAUCGGAGAUACUAUGGAAACUGACUCAUGUAAUAAUGAUGACUGUCCUGUCUUCUCAUUCUGGUCAACAUGGACCACCUGUAGCACCUCAUGUGGUCGCGGAACACGUACUCACACAAGAGUGUGCCUCAACGGAUUGGCAGGAAGUUUGGGCUGCGAUGGACCACUCUCUGAAUCCGAAUUGUGUAAUCCACAGGAUUGUCCUUCUUGGGCCGAUUGGGCUUCUUGGUCAUCAUGCAGUACAACAUGUGGAGCAGGAGAUCGAACAAGAUUCAGAACUUGUGUUCAAGCAACCUCUGAUGGCUCUGAAGUUAUUUUAUCUGACGAUUGUGCAGGUUCAGAAUCACAAGUGGAACUUUGCAUAGAGGGAAGUUGUCCAUACUGGAUGGAAUGGUCAUCCUGGUCAGGAUGCUCAGUAACCUGUGGAGAGAAUGGUAGAAGAACACGUACAAGAUUCUGUGUUGGAGGAGAUGAAACUAACGAUGGAUGUGAUGGACCAUCAACUGAUUCAGAAUCUUGUAAUGAACUUGAUUGUCCGUUCUGGUCUGAAUGGACUGCAUUUACUGAAUGUGACGUCACAUGUGGUGGAGGAAAGAGAAGUCACACUCGUAUAUGUUUGAACGGCAAAGCAGGAGAUGUUGGUUGUGUUGGACCCACAUUUGAAGAAUCAUUCUGCAAUGGACAGGCUUGUCCCUUCUGGAGCAAAUGGUCGGCUUAUGGAGAAUGCUCGCAAUCGUGUGGAGGUGGUGAACACACAAGACAGAGAACUUGUAUUGGUGGCGAAAUCGGAGACGCUGGCUGCCAGGGUCUAAAUAUAUUUACAGAUGCUUGCAGUGUGAGACCUUGCCCAAUAUGGACAGACUGGACCUUAUGGACAGAGUGCAGCAAGACCUGUGGAUCUGGAGUCAGAUAUAGAUCAAGAUCAUGUGAAUUUGGAAGAGCUUAUGAAGAUGGAUGUCAAGGAUCUAUGGAUGAGAGCGAAGCAUGUAGUGUGCAGGCUUGUCCUAUAUGGUCUGCUUGGUCAGAAUUUGAACCAUGCAAUGUUGGAUGUGGUCGCGGAUCGAUGACAAGAACAAGGACAUGUAUCGGUGGAUCGGUUGGUGAACUUGGAUGUCUUGGACCUGCUUCUGAUACAGAAGAUUGCAUUGCUGGUGCAUGUGCAUUCUGGUCCGAAUGGGGAAUAUUCAGUUCUUGUUCUGUAUCAUGUGGUGGAGGAACCAGACAACAGACCAGAAGAUGUGUUAAUGGUAAAAUUGGUGAUACUGGCUGCGAAGGAAGAGAUAGCAGAGUAUCGGAAUGUAAUGAUAGGAUCUGUCCUACAUGGGCUGAAUGGGGCGAUUGGUCAAUUUGCUCUGAAUUUUGUAACGGUGGAAAUCAAAUUCGAAGACGAGUUUGUAACAAUGGUGAAAUAGGACAAUUGGGCUGCGAUGGACCUGACAUACAAGAAAGAUAUUGCAAUGGCAAUCCUUGCGCGUAUUGGUCAGAAUUUGGAUAUUGGUCAGCUUGUUCAAUAUCAUGCGGUGGAGGUGUAAGAACACAAAACAGAAUCUGUAUCAAUGGAGUAGAAGGCGAUCCUGGAUGCGAGGGAGAACCUAUUAAUUUGGAAGGAUGUAAUCCUCAGCUCUGUCCAGAAUUCGAACAAUGGGGAACAUGGGGUGAAUGUUCAGCACCAUGUAAUGGAGGAGUUCGAUCAAGAACCCGUGGAUGUGUCAAUGGUAAUAUUGGCGACGAAGGUUGUGAUGGCCGAACCGAAGACAUGGAAGCUUGCAGUGUCCAGGAAUGUCCAAGCUGGACUCGCUGGUCAACCUGGGGAACUUGUAGCGUCACUUGUGCUACCGGUACAAGAAUGAGGACCAGAAUAUGUAACAAUGGUGAACCAGGUGAUCCAGGAUGUCCGGGCCCCAAUGCUGAAGAAGACGUUUGCGUUGAGAAGUUCUGCCCAUUCUGGGGAGUAUGGACCAAGUGGAGUUCGUGUAGCGUUUCUUGUUUCAAUGGUUUUGAUACAGGUCUUAGAAUUAGAUUCAGAGAUUGUAUCCAUGGAAGACAAGGAGAUAUUGGUUGCGUUGGACCAGUUGAAGAACAAGAAGAAUGCUCAGACUUAGAGACCUGCCCAGAUAUUUCUGAUUGGGGACCAUGGGGACAAUGCUCUAAGUCUUGUGGUGUUGGAAAACAAUCACGAUUCAGAGAAUGUCUUAGACAACUCAGUGAAGAUGUUUGCGAAUACGCUGUCUUCAAAGAGAAAGCCUGCAAUCUACAGUCCUGUCCUUACUGGAGUGAAUGGGGUGGUUAUGGUGCGUGCAGUGAACCAUGUGAUGGCGGAGCUCAAAAACGAAUCCGAGUUUGUAUCAAUGGAGAAGUUGGCCAAGAUGGAUGUACUGGAGUAUCAGAACAAUCUAUUGCCUGCAACCUCAAUUCUUGCCGUAACUGGGCUGCCUGGGGACCAUGGGGCACAUGCAGUGUGUCGUGUGAUGUUGGAACUCACACACGAGCAAGAAGAUGCCAAGGAGGUGAAGCUGGAUCUCCAGGCUGUGAAGGAUCAGCAACAGAUUCUGGAAUAUGUGGCAGUGAGGAUAAUGCCUGUCCAUUCUGGGAACUCUGGUCAUCGUGGAGUUCUUGCAGUGUUUCAUGUGGUGGAGGAAGACAAUCAAGAUCAAGAAAUUGUGUCAAUGGAUAUAGAGGUGUUCCAGGAUGUGAGGGACCAGAUAGUCAAACACUAGCCUGCAAUCAAGAGGUGUGCGGGUCAUGGGCAUCAUGGCUGGAAUGGGAAACUUGCACUGUUAGCUGUGGAGGAGGAGUUCAAGUUAGAGACAGAAUAUGUAUCGGAGGUGUGCCUGGCGACAGAGGAUGUACUGGCCCACAACAAGAAACAGAGCGUUGCAAUGGCAAUGUUUGUGAAUCAUGGGAAGUCUGGGGUCCUUGGAGUGAAUGUAGUGACUCAUGCGGCGGCGGUGAAUACACCAGAAGCAGGGUAUGUGUAAAUGGCAAACCUGGCGAUCCUGGAUGCCCUGGUGACGAUGAGCAAUUCGAUGUUUGUAAUUUGGAACCAUGUGGAACAUGGGGAUCUUGGCUCGAAUGGGCCGUUUGCACAGUAAGUUGUGGAGGUGGAACCAGAACUCGAGGAAGAAUAUGUGUUGGUGGAUUACCAGGUCAGGGGGGAUGCAUUGGUGGACCGCAAGAAAUAGGACCGUGUAACGGAAAUGUUUGUGAGAGAUGGUCACUCUGGUCUCAAUGGUCUUCAUGUGACUUAUCAUGCGGAUCUGGUCUUCAAACUAGAAACAGAGAAUGUAUUGGUGGCAGUGUAGGAGAUCCAGGAUGCCCAGGAGAAGCAUUCGAUAAUAUUAUAUGCAACGCUCAGCCUUGUCCGAGAUGGGGAGCCUGGAUGACAUGGAGCUCAUGUACGGUAACUUGCGGCCUUGGUACAAGAAUAAGAGACAGACUAUGUGUUGGUGGUGAACCAGGUAUGCUCGGAUGUGAAGGAGAACUAGUAGAAGAAGCACCAUGCAAUGGAGAGAACUGUGAAAGUUGGGCCAAUUGGGGGCCAUGGUCUGAGUGUGAUGCGUCAUGUGGUGGAGGAAUACAUGAACGUGUCCGUGAAUGUGUCAAUGGAGAACCUGGCGAUCCUGGUUGCCAAGGAGACAAUUUUGAAACCAAUAUUUGUAGCACACAGGAAUGUGGAACAUGGGCAUCAUGGCUUGAAUGGGGAACAUGUACUGUGACUUGUGGUGGAGGAAUAGCUACAAGAAACAGAAUAUGUAUUGGUGGAGUACCAGGUGACUUUGGUUGUCAAGGUCCUCUAGAAGAAUCACAGGAUUGUAAUGGAGAUGCAUGUGAAUUCUGGGCCAUAUGGGGACCAUGGGGUGAAUGUGAUAGGACUUGUGGAGGAGGAUCAUCACUCAGAUUCCGAGAAUGUAUCAACGGCAAAGUGGGAGAUGUCGGUUGUCAAGGAGAUGUGUCACAAUUACGACCAUGCAAUUCACUGAUAUGUCCUGAAUGGGCUUCAUGGCUUGAAUGGGGUAAUUGUGAUGUCACUUGUGGAUCUGGAAUACAAUCAAGAAAUCGAGUCUGUAUCGGUGGUGUACCUGGAGACAUUGGAUGUGACCUUGGAGGUGAUGAUGAAAUAAGAGAUUGCAGUGGAAAUGAUUGCGAUUUCUGGGCAAUUUGGGGACCAUGGUCAGUCUGCGACCAACCAUGUGGUACUGGACUCACAACAAGAACUCGAGAAUGUAUCAACGGUAUACCAGGAGAAGGCGAAUGUCAGGGAUCUCCAAGUGAUUUCAAUGUUUGCAAUUCACUUCCGUGUGCUGAAUGGGCUACAUGGUUAGAAUGGGAAACUUGUACAGUAUCGUGUGGACGUGGUACUAGAACUAGAAACAGGAUUUGUAUUGGUGGAGAACCAGGAACACAAGGAUGUGUGGGACCUCCAGUUGAUACAGAAGAUUGCAAUGCGCAGGAUUGUGAAUUCUGGGCAAUCUGGGGAUCAUGGGGUGAAUGUGAUACAACUUGUGGAGGAGGAAUAAGACUUCGUUUCCGUGAAUGUAUCAAUGGUAAUGCUGGCGAUGAUGGAUGUGUUGGUGAAGUUUUCAAACAAGAAGUUUGCUCUACAAAUCCAUGUCCAGUUUAUGGUAAUUGGCUUGAAUGGGAGAGAUGUACUGUAUCAUGUGGUGGAGGCACCAGAUUAAGAAGACGUAUUUGUAUUGGCGGACAACCAGGAGAUAUUGGAUGUGAAGGCAGAGAAACAAUGGACGAGCCUUGCAAUGAAAAUCUGUGUGCAUUCUGGCAAUUGUGGGGCAGUUGGUCAUCGUGUGAUGUCACAUGUGGACGAGGACUUCAAAUUCGAACUCGAGGCUGUUUCGGUGGUGAACUUGGUGAUCCUGGAUGCCAGGGUGCUUCAGAAGAAUUCCAAGAAUGCUCGAGAGGGCAAUGCUCAUCGUGGGAGGCAUGGGUCAGUUGGACACCCUGUAGCGUUACAUGUGGUACUGGUAUUUCUAAACGAGCUAGAGCAUGCCAAGACGGCGUUCCUGGAAGCGGUGGAUGCAUUGGUGAUUGGCAACAAGACAGAGACUGCAACACCGAUCUCUGUGCAACAUGGUCAGAAUGGACUGAAUUUUCACCAUGUGACAGAUCAUGUGGAGAUGGUUUCAGACAACGAGGUAGACAAUGCUUGUUUGGAAGUGUUGGAGAUCCGGGAUGUAUUGGCGACCCAGUACAACCAGAAGAAUGUAAUGAAGGGGCGUGUCCUGAAUACACCCAAUGGACAAUUAUAUCAGAAUGUUCGGCUACAUGCAAUGGUGGUGUGCAACAACGUUUCAGACAAUGUUUGUUCUCCGUUGAUCAAACUGCUUGUAACAGUCUUGGACCUGCAGAAGACGCUCAAGUGUGCGCGACCAAUCCAUGCCCUUCUUGUGAGUUGGAGGUUCAUACAACUCCAAUUGAAAACGGUCAGGUUGUUUGCACAGAACAAUCCCAUAUUGGUUCUGUUUGUAACUUUCAAUGUGACCCAACUCAUCAACUUGUCGGAUUGAGUACUAUAUUCUGUGGACCCACUCAGCUUGGAACAGUUGGCGUUUGGAAUGCAAACACACCCAUCUGUAGAGAGCGUUGUAAUGACGAAGCCGAUAUUGUAUUUGUGAUCGACAGUUCUUCUAGCAUCAAAACUGCUAACUUCGAAAUCAUACGUCGUUUCGUUCGUGACGUGGUACAGAGCUUCGAAGUUGGUCCUACCAAAGCCUUGUUCGGUGCACUUCGCUACAAUGAAGAAGUUGAUAAGCAGUUUGACCUGAAAGACUAUAAAACUAAACGUGACGUUUUGGAUGCAGUGACACGUAUUCCAUACUUGGGUAAAGGAACCAAGACUGGAAAGGCUAUCAACUACACAAGAGAGAACAUGUUCACUGCUGCAGCUGGACAUCGUCCUGGUGUACCCAAGAUUGCUGUUGUUGUUACUGAUGGUAUCGCUUUCGAUGAUGUUCAAAUCCCAUCACAGUUACUGAAGGGUGAAAACGCAAUCGUAAUAGCUGUUGGUAUCGGAAACAUCAGAAUUGUUCAGAUCUACGAAAUUGCUAGUGACCCAGACAGAUUAUUUGCCACAACCGUCAGUGAUUUCGAUGCUCUCGACAAAGUUGUGAAAGUCAUUUCUGACCAGAUUAAAUUCUGUACUCAGGAACCUGUCAUUGAGAUUGCUCCAUGUCCACCUCAAGCGAUUAUGGAUCUUGUUCUCAUCCUGGACAGUUCUAGUUCCAUUGGUGAUGAUAACUUCGGUCUGAUUCGUCAAUUCAUUAAAAAUUUCAUUGGAACAUUCAACAUCGGACGUGAUGCUGCACGAUUCGGUCUCAUACGAUACAAUAACCAAGCAAGAACUGAAUUUAAUUUGGGAGAUCACAAUAAUCUGAGAGCGCUGAAUAGAGCUGUCGACGCAAUUAGAUACAAUGGCGCCGGUACAAGAACAGGAAACGCAAUUCAGUUUGCUAUCGAUAACGCAUUUACCGCAGACGCAGGUCGAAGAAAUGACGUACCCCUGUUAGUCGUCUUGUUUACCGACGGUCGUUCAUCCGACGACGUUAUUCGACCAGCAAGAGCACUUAAAGAAAUAGCGAAAACUGUCAUUUCCAUCGGAGUCGGAGCUACCGACAGAAGACAGCUCAGAGCCAUUGCAUCACAGCCAGUUGCAAGUAAUACUUUCGAACUUGAUGACUUCCAGGCUUUAGACGGAGUUAUUAACCAGAUUGCAACAACUGUAUGCUUUGGUACUCAAGAAGAAACGCUUUUUUAAAGAUGAAAGUUUAUAAAGCAAAGGAAAUAUUUGCAUGAAGAUACAAUAUUUUAUAAUAAACUACUGAAAAUUAUGAAAAUUUUGAUACAUUUUUGCAAAAUCACUUACGGUGUAAUAUAUCAUAUUGUUUUACUGAGAACACACCAUCUAGUAAAUAGACUUGUAUUUGUAGUCAUGUACCUCACAUUUUUCUGAAAAUCUCCGAUUAUUUAUAUGCGAUAUAAUCCUGACCAUCGAUAUGUGUAUCUAAAGACAUGCAGAUCUUCCAAAAUUUAUUAUCAGAACAAAACAAUUUUCAUCUUAUUUCAGUUAAUGAUCGCACAACUAAAUGCCUUAUUCAAGGUAUUUACUAAAUUACCGAACAAUACCUCUUCUUAUGACCAAAAUAAUCGUCUUUCGUUCAAAAAAUGGCCUUGUAUAUAUGCUUCAUGAUGAAUUCAAUGCUAAAACCCUUUUGGGAUAUUAUCGCUUCUAGCAUGCCGAAAUAAAUUAUUAUCGGCUUCGUUUAAAAUGCAAUUUAUUUCGGCAUGCUUUAAUUCUUAAACGUAACUCUAUAAAAUAGUCUUUUACACAUUGUAUUUAAGGUGAAAAUUCACUUCUGUGCCAAAAUCUUUUUCAGAAGUUGUAAAAGAAUAAAUGCACCAAAUUGGUAGUAA